Molecule: messenger RNA, 3289 nt
Organism: Macrobrachium nipponense
Lineage: Eukaryota; Metazoa; Arthropoda; Malacostraca; Decapoda; Palaemonidae
Product: cilia- and flagella-associated protein 418-like
Cellular component (GO): cytosol
Source: RefSeq, a predicted model, not a curated record
CGUUAAGACGGAUGACUUGAAUGACCUUCUGGACGACUUUGAACUGCCACCUCCAUCUCCCCUCAGAUCAGGCAGUGCCACCCUUUCCCAUGAAGAAAGCCCAAAAAGGUGCACCACUCCUCUUAUAGGGGGAACUUCACUGCCAUUAGGGAUGACAACUGUAGCAACCAAAAGGUCUUGUGAUCAGUUACGCUGUAUCAAAUGUGAUUCGCCUGUUAUUUUUUUUGACGGGUUUAUAUGGACUGAAGAUACCGAUUACCUCUUUUUAAGAAACAAUUACCCUGAUCUGGAACGCCUACGAUCCCAUCUCGAUUCACUGCGUGGAGGCCGAGCCUAUGCCUGUCAGUGUUCCUUUCGUUCUGUUGAAGAGCCUCUUAGUUUAGAGGAGGACACAGAGCUUCAAUGGGUUUGCGUUCAUAAAGUUGACGUUCAGAAGCUAAAUUCCGUCCAAGAUGACAUUCCAGCAUUGUCUGGGUGUGCUGUAACUCUGGCUGAAUAGCAUAGGUAAUAUGUAUGGGUGUUUACAUGUUUAAAGAUGUUUAAUGGUCGUACAGUAGUUAGAAUGAUACAGUAUGGUGUGUCUGUAAGGAGGUAAAGCAUUAACGUGAAUUGUGUUCUCCACUUCAUUUGUAGACAUAAGUGUCUUAUGAAUGGUUAGAUUUUACAUACCAUAUGUAUUUUUAUCUGCAUGGUAGAGUAUGUUAUGAAAUUUCAUUUACAUUAGAUUAUUAAUUCUAAGUCUUUCCUAAGUAUGAGGGAUUACUAAUUUUUUUUCUUUUUAUUAGACCUUUUCCUUCCAUUUUCAUUUUACCAUUGGUAGUAUCGUUUUAUUUACCAGUUACUGUGUUAGUUACUGACCACCACAAUUUUUUUCCUUUUCAUUUCUUUCUGUAAUUUUUAUGGGAAUAAGUUUUGUAAUUUGUGUGAAUUAAUAUUCUUGCUUUUAUUUUUCACAGUUUUAGCAUUAAAAACCAUGUGAAUAAGAUCGUUAGAAAUAUUACAAAGCAUCUGCUAAGGGUCUUGAAUAGGGAAGAACGAUAUGGUGAUGUUAUAAUCCAGCAAGAAUUAUUGUUUCUUCCUCAUUCUGGCCAGUUAGAGAAUGUGUAUUCAGUACUAUCUGUGUGGGAACAAACUUUAAUUUGUUAUAGCACUCUAGAGUGAAAUUGUGUUAAAUCACUGGUAUGUAGAAGUGUGAUAAGUGAAUAGUAGAGAAGUGCUGCUGUAAGAAAUAUUUUGCAAUGAACAGUAUUUAAAGAUGCCAUUUGGAGAAUCAACAGGCAUUCUUUUUAUUACUUAGCUCCAAUAUACGCUAAGAUUAUUGCCAGCACAUAAGUUUUCAUUUGGUAUUGAAGACUGCAUAGUAGAUCGUGUAAUAGAAUGUAGAUAAGCUUGGUUACAGGUUACAUAAUGAGAAAGAAACAGCUUUUUGAACUGUUACUCUACCCAAAGUUAUGAUGGACUAGAAAAUUCAUAUACUACUUUACCAUAAUGUUACUGGUGAAGCCAUGUUCAUAUCUACAAAGUUAAAAAUUAUUUAAACUCUGCUCUUAAUUUUAGGGGAAUGUUUUAAAAUCUUAGGAAUGUAAUAACUGUAAACUGCUGGGGAUUUGCCACUUAUUUCUGAGUAAGAAUUAUUUGCAUUGUUCUGCUUGAAGUAGAAGAAAGUGUUUUAGCUUUGAAAGAAAUGGUACUGAUCUCUUCUCAUUCUAUGCCCACAUCAGAAAUCCUAAAGGUCAAAGGGACAGGUGCUCUGUCUAUCGUCAUUAAUAUGAUUUAUUGAUGGAUAUAACUAAUUGUUAUUCUGUUACAAUGAACAGUGAAUUUGAUAACAUGGCUGUAUUUAGUAAGAUGGUACUUAAACAAAUUUGUUGUCAUUUUCAUUGUUAUGGAUUUCAAACCAAAUUCUCCGUUUUCACAUGAAUUAUGUUGAGAAUUUCACAUUGUAUUUGAGAAUUUGGAAAUAGUUUUACAGCCUGUUUGGAAUUAUUGAACUCUAGUAUCAUUGUAGGUUGUUUUUUGUUACAAAUUCUCACAUUGUCACAUUUAAAGAUAUGUAUAUUUAAGAACUUUGAUUGAAUCUUGUUUAAAGUUUCAGUAGAAUUUUCAAUAUACAUUGAAAAUGAAACUUUCAGCCAAUGUUGUUAGUUUUAUGGCAUGUCAAAGAUUAAAUGUGGGUUUACUGUUGAUAAUAUUUAUAUUUAAGAGUUUUGAUAUCUUAUCAAGGUAAAUAAUUUACUGAAUUAACAGGUUAGAAGAGAUUUGAGAAUUUAGCAUUAUACUGAGAUCUCAAAUAAAUUUCCCAUAAAAUACAAGGCCAUAGGGUAAGUUUAAUUCACCACAACCCUAUCAGUGUCUAAUAUUCAUGAUACAAGUGUUCUUGGGUUUAGUCUUUUGUCUGUUUGACAGAUGGUAGUCUUUCUGUGCAUGACUGUCAGGAAGGCACUAUUUGCUCUGUUUACUGUUACCCUGGUGGUUACUUUGCAGGAGGAUCACAUUUCAAUACUUUUUUGUCCUCAUAUUCAUAAUUUAUUUUAGCAUUUUGUCUACUUGCUUUCAUGGACCACUGGUUUCAAAAGGUCAGCUUUACUUGAAAAAUAAUCUUUUCGAUCAUUCUCAGAAGUUAUCUCUUUCAUAGAUUUUGAUUUAUUCCAGUAAGUAUUUUCAUUGCUUGCUGCAUAAAUCCAGUCACAUGUUUUUGGUGAAGGUAUUACCAGUAUACAUUUUAAUGAUGCUGAUAACUAGCUAAUGAGUCAUUAUCUAGUUAGGACUUUAAUGUGAGUUACUUGUCUUAAAUUUUUUCACUCAUUUAAUCUAUAGAUACAAUAGUGCACCAAGAUAAUGGACCAUGGUAUAUCGUACUUAUGGAUGUAUUGGUGCAAAAUGGAUAUGUUGUUUUGAGGUUUUCGCCUCUAGAUCGAGCGCCGAGCUGUUUUUUUUCAAAUUGGGCGCUCUUAGUGGGUACACUACUUGCUUACCAGCAUCCCUUACAUUGUUUUCGACUCUAAAAAUUAUGGUAAAGCUUUUACUCUCUUGCAGUUUAUAAUAGUAUAAGCAGCUGUUUCCCAUGUUAGUUACCGUAACUAACAUACAUUGACGAAGAGUUGCAUUACAGUUGUUUUGUUAAAAACUUGCAUAUUUGCAAUGUGCAGUCAAACCUGUUUUCGUAGACUUUUUUUCUAUAAAAUUUUGUCUCAGUUAUCGUACAUUUCCUCAGUUUUCGUACACUUGGAUAGGUCCUUAAUAUCUGAAAUCCUCCUGAAGGGAGAUUCUCCUUCCAAACAAUAACCUU